CUCUACGUAACCAUAGCAACCGAGCAGCGUGCGAACUGCGCGCAUUUUUCCCAAGGCUGACGUUAUUUAGCUGGAAAGCUACUUGUUGAUACAUGUUUCAGUUGUUCGAUGUAGUUUCGUUUACUUUAAUUGUUUCAUUCGUCGCCAGUUGAUAAUCAGAACCGGAAAAGCCGAAACCACAAAUUUGUCAGGUGUUCACAAUGGAAAUCCUUGCUCAACAACAAACGGAAAGUUCAGCAUUUGAUCCUGCUGCCGAAAAGAGGCACAAUUUUAUUUGAGUUAUUGUUACUCCGAAAUAUAUCAGUGCUUGCGAUGAGCAAUUCGAGCCCGGCUGCAUUUCGGGUGAGCCAGCACUCACCUACGCCCAGUGAUGUUCUGGAGCAAAGUAACGCAUCGGAUGGUUCCAGCAGUAUUACGGAAUACAGCGAAGAAAUAUCGAGAGUCCGUUUGCGCCGUUUGGAAUUCAUUGAGCAAAAACUAUCUCAGUUCAAAAGUUUCACUCAGCAACGUAUGUUGGACCGUGAGGCUGGACUGCCUAGGGGCAAACAGAAGAAUGCCCACAAGAGUACAACUCCUAAAGGAAGGAAACGUCAACAGAAAGUCCAAUUGAAAAAUGAUGAGGUAAUCCAGUUUACCGAUUCUCCGUCAUUCAUCAGGGGAACCAUGCGUGACUACCAAGUGGAUGGAUUGAACUGGUUGAUAUCGCUUUACGAGAACGGCAUGAAUGGCAUCCUUGCGGAUGAAAUGGGUUUGGGAAAAACCGUUCAAGCUAUCUCGAUGUUAGGUUUUCUGAAACACUACAAGGACAUCAAGGGACCUCAUUUGAUAAUUGUCCCACUGUCGACAAUAGGAAACUGGUGUCGUGAGCUAAAGCGUUUCGCUCCAGAUAUAAAAGUUCUCCAAGGGCAUUGCUACAGAAACGAGAAAAAGCAAAUGCACGAAGUCUUGGCCGCUACCCGACGUUCCUGGGAUGUUGUCGUAACCAGUUACCAAUUUUUUGUGUCCGAAGGUGGCUACUUCAGAAAACAGAAUUAUCACUACGUAGUCGUUGACGAGGCUCAGCGUUGCAAGAAUGAGAAAACUCUCCUCGCCAAAGCAUUGCGAAGUACGACAUACCGCAGUAUAUUAUUUCUUUCCGGCACACCUAUCAACAAUAAUUUGCACGAACUGUGGGCAUUGCUAAAUGUACUGCUGCCGGAGAUAUUCCGCGAGGCGGAUGAUUUCGAUUCGUGGUUCAAAGUUGAAGACUGCAUUGAUCCAAAUAACGAACGGGCUCUAAGGCUAAAAAACAUUCUCAAACCAAUUAUGCUGCGUCGAAUCAAAGCGGAUGUAGAACUGACAAUACCGCCAAAAAUUACAACCACGAUAUUUAUGCCACAAACCAAAGAGAUGAUGCUCUGGUCCAAAAAAGUGUUAACCAAAGAUGUCCAGAUUGUGAAGGGGAACGGGUCUAUGGCGCACUUUUCGAUGUGCAACCUAUAUCCGUAUCUACGGGAAGUGACGCUGCAUCCUUAUUUGAUGCCUGGGGCUGAGCCAGAACCACAUCAAAUGGGCCAACACCUCGUGAAUGCAAGCUCGAGAAUGAUCGUUUUAGACAAACUUUUGCAUAAACUGAAGAAACGUGGCUCACGAGUGUUGAUCUUCUCUCAGUUCAGUAUGCUGUUGAACAUCCUUGAAGACUAUCUCGUGUGGAGGGGAUACAAUUACUGCCGCUUGAGUGGCUAUACCAGGCAGGACGAGAGACAAGCUUCACUGGACGAAUUUAACGCUCCUGGUUCGGACAAAUUUAUUUUUAUGCUCACCACCCGGGCCGGAGGUGUGGGUAUUAAUCUGCCCACCGCGGAUACGGUCAUUUUUUUCGAUAUCGAUGCAAAUCCACAGCAGGAUUUCCAGGCCGAAGACCGCGCUCAUCGGAUUGGGCAGCUCAAACAGGUCCACGUGUUUCGCUUCAUAGUUCUUGGUACGGUCGAUGAACAUUUGUACGAAUACUCAAUGCGCAAAAUAGCGCUAGAUGCAGCCAUUAUAAAGAAAAGUGCGGGUCAUUUCGAUGUAAACGCCGCUAUAAAGCUACACCGUGAAAGGCUCGAAGGAAACAACAGUCUCCAUAUUGAAUCGGUCGACCAACAGCUGGAUGAUAUUUUCAAUGAAGUUGAUAAUGGUGGAAGAACCGUAGCAAAUGGAUCUAUUUUCAAGAAAGUUUACCUUAAGUCUCGUUCAAAGCGAUCUCGGUCGGAAGAGCGUAUACUCGAGGGUGUCCCUAUCAAACAGGAAGAUAUUGUUGAAGAGGAUAUGAAUAGCUCGGGUUAUGUUUAUCGAUCCCGAAGUGCGAAGAAACCAAAGCGCGAAUAAGAACGUGUGACAUUCCCAUUUUUUUGCUUUUACGUUUAAAUUUUUGUUUUGUUGACCGUGAAUACAUUGCCAUAUCGAGAAUAGGUGUUAUUUCCACUACUGAACUAUUUGAGUAUUUUUAUUCUAAUAUGUUAUUCUGUUAAACCAAACAUUCCCUCACCAAUAAAACAUUACAAGACAUUGUCAUUUACUUUAUUUCAACGUUUAUGAGACUAAAAUAAAAUCGCGGGGCAUAUGAUGAACGAACUAACCGUGGAUAAUGGAAAUUCGACAUGCCCACGAUUUUAGUUUUGUCUCAUCAUUGCCAUAGAUUAAUUUAAGAAGCGAUGUGAUAACUACUAACUGCAACCUGCCUAACUAUUUUCUAGCUUUUAGUACAUUAAACCGUUUAACUUAAAAAGUUUUCUUUUACUUUUUUUUUAUUUUCUAGUUUGUAGUACACAUCUGUAUGAUUACAA
Messenger RNA from Toxorhynchites rutilus septentrionalis, 2807 nucleotides. Its product is annotated as SWI/SNF-related matrix-associated actin-dependent regulator of chromatin subfamily A member 5-like. Gene Ontology annotation, biological process: positive regulation of transcription by RNA polymerase II. Gene Ontology annotation, molecular function: ATP binding; ATP-dependent chromatin remodeler activity; DNA binding. The transcript has 4 exons. Lineage: Eukaryota; Metazoa; Arthropoda; Insecta; Diptera; Culicidae. The record is from RefSeq and is a predicted model, not a curated record. Gene Ontology annotation, cellular component: nucleus. Bases 313 to 2349 code for a protein of 678 amino acids.